AUGGCACCGCAUGCUGCAGAAAGUCCGACCUUCCAAGCCAAACUCCCGGAUAGGACAUCUGUCGCCCGAGAGAAUGGACACCGAUCGCUGCCGAUAUCAGAGCCGUGUCUAUCAUAUUGGCACAGAACGACUAGGGCGUUUGAGCACUUGCACGAGAACGAACAUCAACCCGCCCCUGCAGCGGUCAAGUACCUCAUUAUUGGGUCUGGACUCUCGGGCUUGGUAACAGCUUGGUCAUUGGAAGAAAACGGCGUUGAGGCACAGGAUAUUGCAAUCCUCGAGGCACGGGAAGCAAUUUCUGGGGCGUCUGGUCGAAAUGCCGGACACGUUCGCCCAGAUGCUUUCCGUGGAUUUGCCGCCUACGCUCGUAUCCACGGACCCGAGCAAGCCAGGAAAAUUAUCGAGAAUGAGAAGCUCGUCUUUGAAAGGGUCGCCGCUUUCGUGAAGAAGCACCAAGUCCCUUGCGACUUCAAUCCGACGACAACGUUUGAUGUCUGUUUGACAGCUGAAUUUGCGGAGUACGAAAAGCAAAGCUUUGAGGCAUACCAAGCUGCUGGAGGGGACGUCUCGCACGUCAAUUCCUUCGAUGGCGAGGAGGCGAAAGUUAGAACUGGAGUGAGAGAUGCCGUUGCUGCGUAUGAAUGGCCAGCGGGAAGCUCUCAUCCUGCUAAGCUUGGUCAAUUCCUUUUGAGCGGCCUCAUUGCCAAGGGCGUUCGAUUAUAUACGCAUUGUCCUGCCACAGCGGUGACCAGUCACAGCCCUAAUGGCGAGAACGACUCCAAUCGAUGGGAUGUGCAGACUCCACGAGGAGUGGUUGCAGCCGAGAACGUCGUGCAUUGUACCAACGCGUACUCCGCAUACCUUUUGCCUGAGCUCGAAUCAUUCGUUACACCAAAUCGUGCUCAGGCCCAUUCUUUUGUGCCAUCGUAUUCAUUGUCAGGCUCAAGGGCACUGAAGAGCACGGCAUCGCUGAGGUAUGAUCUCAAGCAUUUCUUCUCUUUCAUUCAGCGCAAAGGCGAUGGGACUGUGGUCUUCGGCGUCUCAAGAGAGAACCCAGAAUGGAGCCAGGAAACCAAGAACUCCAUCAUUACGUUUGAUGAUUCCAGCUACAACGAGGAGGUCGCGGCCACAGCAGCUCGUACUUUCAAGAAACUCUUUCCAGAGGACAGUGUCAGGACAUCCAGACACGGGGAAGGUGCUGAGCAUUGUUGGACCGGCAUUAUAGCGAUGACUCCAGACUCAGUUCCUAUGGUUGGCGCGAUAGAAGGUAAAGAAGGGCAGUGGAUCAACGCGGGCCAUAACGGGCAUGGAAUGGCGAGAAUAUUCAGCUGUUCUCCAGGGCUUGCGAAGAUGAUUCUUGGCGAGCGAUGGUCAGCGACGGGACUCCCCGAGUGCUUUCAGUAUAGCAAGGCCAGGAUUGAACGAGCCGCAAAGCAGAACAUCAAAGGUGUUUGGUAGAGCAGUGGUGUUGCGGUAGAGAAGAUGCGAACGCGUUUCAGGAG
This is a messenger RNA of Pseudocercospora fijiensis CIRAD86, 1502 nucleotides long. RefSeq lists its product as uncharacterized. The record is from RefSeq and is a predicted model, not a curated record. Bases 1 to 1458 code for a protein of 485 amino acids. The transcript has a single exon. Gene Ontology annotation, cellular component: cytoplasm. Lineage: Eukaryota; Fungi; Ascomycota; Dothideomycetes; Mycosphaerellales; Mycosphaerellaceae. Gene Ontology annotation, molecular function: oxidoreductase activity.